GCGAUAUGUCAUUGCCUGAGGUCCGAUUCAAACUGCAGAGCUAAGGGCGCCAGCUGAGACUGACUGACUGAGGGAGCGGUGACUGUGCGGCUCAGGAUCAAAAAUGGAUGACUCUGAAGUGAUUUUGAAGCUCCGUAAGCAGUUGAAAGAAGCAGAGGAGGAGAGAAUAAAGGCUGCUCAAUAUGGGUUAGAACUGCUGGAGAGUCAAAGUGAUCUGCAAAAUCAGUUGGAGGAACAGCGCACUGAAAUGACCAGCACCAUUGAGAAUUUGGAACAAGAAAAAUACUCUCUUCAGAGAGAGGUUGAGCUGAAAAAUCGAAUGCUGGAAAGUUUAACUUCUGAAUGUGAAAAUAUAAAACAGCAACAGAAAAUUGUUCUGGAACAGUUACAUGAACAAAUGGACAGGACCCAUAAUAAAGAAGUUGGUGAAAUGAAAGAUAAGUUGGAGAAGAUGAAAGCUGAAUUGGAUGAAGCUCGACUAAGUGAAAAGCAACUUAAGCACAAAUUGGAUUACCAGAGUGAGGUGCUGGCUAAUAAAUCUGAGGAGUUGCGAAUCAUGUCUGAGCGUGUCCAUGAAACGAUGUCUUCAGAAAUGUUAACACUUCAGCUGGAAAAGACUGAACUUGAAAGUGCAAAGGCUAUUUUAGAUGAGGAGAUUAAUGAACUGCAGUAUCGGCAACAACAGCUUGUACUUGCUAAUUCCAACCAAAGCCGACAACUGGAUCGUCUCCAGGAGGAGAAGGAUGAACGAGAAAAAGAAGCUGUUGCAUACUUUAGUGCCUUAGAGAAAGCUCGUGAGGCAAACCAAGAACUUCAAAUUCAGCUUGACCAAGCUUUACAACAAGCUCAAGACCCCAACAGUAAAGGGAACUCCUUGUUUGCAGAGGUGGAGGAUCGCAGAGCUGAAAUGGAGCGUAAUUUGAUCAGUAUGAAAGUUCAGUAUCAGUCACUUCAAAAACAACAUGCAUUCUCCAGGCAACAGAUGCACCGAAUGAAGGUUCAAAUUGCAACAUUGCUACAACUGAAAGGUUCUCAGACAGAUCCUGGCCAGCUGGAGCGAUUACAGUCAAUGGUUGCACAGAAGAACAGUGAAAUUGAAACACUUGUUAUGAAAGUUCGGCAGUUGGAAAAAUGUCAGCAAAAUUCUGAAACUGACUCAUCAGGCAUGAACAGUGGCAAUCUGGGACAAGGUGAUGAGACCUACUACGUUGAUUUGCUUAAAAUGAAACUUGAAAAUUCUAGUAAGGAAAUUGAAAAAAUAAAAGAUGAGUUGUCCUUGCAACGUAUGAAGGCCUUAGCAGAAAGCCAGCGUGUCUUGGAGUUGGAACGCAAGCUUUUUACAAACGAAAGACAUCUUAAACUCUCACAAGGAGAAAAUAUGAAACUUCGUGUCGGCUUGGAUGAAAUAAAAAUGAAAUAUGAGCCUGAUGAAAUGGUUAAACUCAGAAUCCAAAAACGAAGGCGAGAACAGCUUCCUCUUGAUUGCCCAUCUGAAGAUGCACCUGAUAAUGUCCCAGCAGGCAACUCUGUUGACGUUUCUAAUGCUGUUAAGGAAGAGGAAGGCUGCACCACAGAGCCAUCAGCAAAUGGUUCAUCUGAAGACCAUAUUGUGUCUGUAGAAGAGCAACUGGUAGAGUCUGUCUCCAUAAACCAGAAAAAGUCAACAAAUGGCCAACCAGUGAAAGAAAGAAAGAGAGUGAGAAUUAUGGAAGAUGAGAAUCAAGUUCACAGUUUUAAUAAAAGUAACACAAAUGACUGCUCCGUUGCAUCCUCUCCCCCCAGGUCUGAAGAUUCAAGAUUUGAAACAAAGAAGCUUGAUGAACGAGAGAUGAGAAAGCAUGAGAGGAAAUCAAGAAUAAAAGCUCAGCCUGUUCUACAUGUGUCUUCAAAACCUGCUUCAGUAACCCAGUGUCCACAGCAAUAGGCAACUCUUGUCUCUUGUAGUUUGUAUAUAUACUU
Messenger RNA from Pelobates fuscus (common spadefoot toad), 1959 nucleotides. It is a transcript of the gene SPDL1, whose product is annotated as spindle apparatus coiled-coil protein 1. Bases 104 to 1924 code for a protein of 606 amino acids. The record is from RefSeq and is a predicted model, not a curated record. Gene Ontology annotation, molecular function: kinetochore binding. Gene Ontology annotation, biological process: mitotic metaphase chromosome alignment; mitotic spindle assembly checkpoint signaling; protein localization to kinetochore. Gene Ontology annotation, cellular component: spindle pole; outer kinetochore. NCBI's taxonomy places the organism in Eukaryota, Metazoa, Chordata, Amphibia, Anura, Pelobatidae. The transcript is spliced from 12 exons.